Molecule: messenger RNA, 1536 nt
Organism: Stegodyphus dumicola
Lineage: Eukaryota; Metazoa; Arthropoda; Arachnida; Araneae; Eresidae
Product: LIM/homeobox protein LMX-1.2-like
Biological process (GO): neuron differentiation; regulation of transcription by RNA polymerase II
Cellular component (GO): nucleus
Molecular function (GO): RNA polymerase II transcription regulatory region sequence-specific DNA binding; DNA-binding transcription factor activity, RNA polymerase II-specific
Source: RefSeq, a predicted model, not a curated record
CCGGGCACCAUCCGAAGCAAGACAAAGAAGGAGCUGUGCACUGCCUGCCAGCAGCCUAUUAUCGACCGCUAUAUCAUGCGGGUAAUGGACAAUUCUUGGCACGAAGGGUGUCUCACCUGCUCCGUCUGCCACAUUCACCUUUCGCAUACCUGUUACUCCAGAGACAGAAAGCUCUACUGCAAGGCGGACUACGAUAAGUUGUUUGCUGUCAAAUGUACAGGAUGCGUGCUACCCAUAGCGCCGACGGAGCUAGUGAUGCGCGCCUUGGACCACGUAUACCACCUCCCGUGCUUUGUCUGCGUGGGCUGCGGCCGCCAGCUUCAGAAAGGUGACCAGUUCGUAGUCAGGAGCGGAAGGUUGUACUGCAGGCCCGACUUCGAAAAGGAGAUGGCCGUCAUGCAGAUAGUCACCAGAGGUGAAAAUGGACAAUUGACCCCGACAGCUCCACAUAACGGUCAGCCGCGACAGGACGGACGGAGGGGGCCGAAAAGGCCUCGAACUAUUCUCACAACUGCCCAGAGGAGAGCGUUCAAGGCCUCGUUCGAAAUCAGCCAAAAACCCUGCAGGAAGGUUCGUGAAUCUCUAGCGAAAGAAACAGGUCUCAGUGUUCGAAUUGUACAAGUAUGGUUCCAGAACCAAAGAGCCAAGCUAAAGAAACUGCAAAGGAAGCAACAGCAGCAAAUGCAGCAACAGAGCCAAAAGCAAGGAGCUGACGGGCAGCAAAACGGGGGAUCCAAUGCUGAUCUUUCGAGUCCUGGAAAAGACGGGAAGAAAUCAGACGAACUGAGUCAUGGCGAUCCUGCCGAUUAUUCCCCACCAUACGCUCGUCUGUCCGUUGGGGAUUCCGACCCCUCGCAGUUCCCUUUACCUCCAGUUCCUUAUGCCUCACACGGCUCAGAAGGCCAAUAUUACUCGUCUUCCCAUCCCGAUGCCCAGUACAUGAAGAGCGACAUCAGCAUGGACAGCGAAGGAAGCCUUGGUGGCUUGGAAGAUGUGCUCAUUAGCCAAGGACAAACAGCCAACUUGAGUGAUGGAGGGCAUAUAUUCCCAUCGUCUGUCAAUCCCAUUGACAAGCUUUACUCCAUGCAGACGUCCUACUUCAGUUCGAAUGAAUGUGAAUGCCUUGGCGCGACGAACUAGCUCGAACUCACUGCUGAAACACUUUCAUGUACAUAUUAUCGAUUAUGGUGGACAGCUUAUCUAGAGCGAGAAAAGAUUCAUUGUGGACGAAGCAUUUAGCGGAUUGUCAGUACUCAGUGCCAAACAUGUGGUGUACAAUUUGGAACUCGACAUUCUGAAGAAUUAGAUAAAAAUACACUACUUUUAAUUGAAGACUGAUGCCAUUCUCAUUUUCAAAACUUUAUGAAAUAAAGAAUCAUCUUAGAGUCUGUAACUGCUAUGUUAAUUGAAUACGUGAUAUAUUUCCUUUCUGUUCCAUUACAGCAAAGGCAGAGACAAUACUUGUGCCAAUUUAAAAAACGUCUGUUUUGGGUUCAACAAAAAUUUCGCUAAAUAAAAGUUAUCUGUGUUUUGGAA